UUGCACAACAUAAAGGCAUCAUAAAUCAUUUGCUCCCUGAUUCCACAUAACGAACUUCAGCUUUCUCUGGGAUCUAAGAUCUCUUUGGAAGCCAAGCUUUCCACAAUGAAGAGCUUUCUGACUUUCCUUCUUGCAAUGGGCAUCAUAGCGACCCUGGGUGAUGCAUACUGCUGGAGAAAAAUUCACAAGCCAGGGGAGGCCCAAAACGGCUGUAUGGUAAACGGAAAACUGUAUCCCUUUGGACACAUUGAGAGGACAGAGGAUUGCUACAGAUGUGACUGUAAGAAAGAUCAAAUGGAAUGUUGUGCCCUCUUUCACACUCCUGUUGCUUAUGACGAAAAGAAAUGCAAAGUAGUUUUUAACAAGGAGCGCUGUGACUAUGAUGUGGUGCAGAAGGAUGACCCCUCCAAGGCCUGUCUUGUCUAUGCUCGUGUGGGCUAACACCUGCCCCAAAGCUCUGCACUGUGGAACUGCUCUCCUUCCUACAGAUGCUUUGCAUUCACAGAGAAGCACCACGACAUGGAAUAAUCUCAUAAGAGAGAGCACUUCAGUACCUCGCUUGUAACCUCCCAAUUGUUCUAAUUCAGUUUCCAAGAUGCAUAAUCAGACAGAGUAACUACUUUCUGUCAUUACUGCAUUUGGUGACUGUAAUAAAUUGAAAUGAAACAUCAAAAAAUGCU
Ficedula albicollis (Collared flycatcher) is the source of this 680-nucleotide messenger RNA. RefSeq names its product beta-microseminoprotein-like. Lineage: Eukaryota; Metazoa; Chordata; Aves; Passeriformes; Muscicapidae. The coding region runs from base 106 to 441 and encodes 111 amino acids. The record is from RefSeq and is a predicted model, not a curated record. The transcript has 4 exons.